Molecule: messenger RNA, 1509 nt
Organism: Ctenocephalides felis (cat flea)
Lineage: Eukaryota; Metazoa; Arthropoda; Insecta; Siphonaptera; Pulicidae
Product: hornerin-like
Exons: 2
Coding region: 1-1509 (502 amino acids)
Source: RefSeq, a predicted model, not a curated record
AUGUGGAUAAUGUUUAAUAAAGCUGUAUUAUUUUGUGCACUACUGUUGUUGAUAGAUAGCAGUUGCGCUGAUGGACGAUCACGUCUUCGGCAAGUGCUUGAUCCUUUAGGAUUAUUUCACCGAGAAUCUGGUUCAGGAUCACAAGCGAGUGCAAGUAGUGAUUCAAUCAGCCAUGGUUUAAAUAUUGGCAAAUUAAGCAUAUCGAGUUCAUUAUCGCAUUCACAUUCGUCGAGUUCUGCAAACGGCGGCCCUGGUUCAGUUUCACAUGCAAAUGCUGGAUCUCAAUCCCAGGGAUUUGCUAAUAAUAAUGAUAGAUACACUAAUGCUCAAAGCGGAGCCCAGUCGGCCGCCAAUGCUGGAAGUUAUGGGGGUGGACAAAUAAAUGGCGAUUUACACGGCGGCGGGCAAUUACAAAGCCAGGGUCAUUACGGUGGUGGUGUGGGCUUUCAGAGUGAAAAAUACGUAGAACACGGUGCAAGAAGGCCAAUCUUAUCCAAUAUUGGUGCAAAUAUCGGAUCGGCUAUUGGUGGUAUUGGUGAUUUAGGACUUAGUUUCAUUGGGCGCAAACAAGCGCACAAAACUAUUCAAAUUGGCCAUGGCGGAGGUUUCCAGAAGGAAGGUGUAUUACAGGGCUCUUUUGGAGUGCAAGGCGGAUUGCAGGGUGAUUUCCAAGGGCACGGGCAAAGUUAUGCGCACGGACAUAAAGGUCAUGGAGGUCAUCAAUAUGGUGGUCAUGGUGGAGAUAUCCAAAUACAGGCCGUUCCUCAUGGCCAUGGAGGUGGCGGAGGGUAUCAGGUUCAAGGACAAGGUCAAGGCCAGUUUCAAUUCCAAGAGCAAAGUGGACACAAAGGGCAUCAUUUCCAAGAACAAGGGGGUUAUAACCAAGGGCAAUUCCAGGGACAAGGCGAUUUUCAUCAAGGAAAUUAUGGCGGCCGAGGUGAAGGACCCGGUACUUACAUACUAAUGGGCAAUAAAGAUUUUUCAUUUAAUACUGGAAAAGGAAAUGAAGAAAUGUUUGGUCAUGGUGGACAUGAUAUUGGCUUUGGAAACAAUCACGGAUCCGGUAGUAGCUCAAAUUCUGGAAGUUCUUCACAUUCACAGAGUGGUUCAUCUGCUCACGGAGGUUCAUCAUCUGGUAGCAAAUCUUCAUCAAAAAGCGAAAGUUUUACUAAUGGAGCCAAUUUAAAUUAUGGUGGUGGUGCUCAGUCAGGCAGCGAAUCUUCUUCGAAUAGUGAAAGUUUCUUUAAUGGUGGAGGUUCGGGUUCACAAAGUUCCUCUGCUUCUCAAAGUAAUAGUUCCGCCGGCGGACACGGUAACGCAGGGUCGCAGAGCAGCUCAUCUUCACAAUCGGGUAGCCAAAGUUUUGGAGGAGGAAAUCAGUCAUUCUCUUCGUCUAAAUCGCAAUCAUCAAGCUCAAGUUUUGGUGGCCCCACGCACAGCGAAAACUACGAAAAUCCAAAUCAUGGCCAUGUCCAAGAUCUACCUGAUGUUCUUAUUCGCUCUCUCUAA